Messenger RNA from Drosophila mauritiana, 2053 nucleotides. It is a transcript of the gene U4-U6-60K, whose product is annotated as U4/U6 small nuclear ribonucleoprotein Prp4. Bases 118 to 1779 code for a protein of 553 amino acids. Lineage: Eukaryota; Metazoa; Arthropoda; Insecta; Diptera; Drosophilidae. Gene Ontology annotation, molecular function: U6 snRNA binding; U4 snRNA binding; protein binding. The transcript has a single exon. The record is from RefSeq and is a predicted model, not a curated record. Gene Ontology annotation, cellular component: U4/U6 x U5 tri-snRNP complex. Gene Ontology annotation, biological process: mRNA splicing, via spliceosome.
UCAACACUAGGCAGCAAAACGUUUUCUUUACGGCAAUAUUUUUUGUUGUUUCUUCGUUGUUUCGGCGAAAUUUUGUUUUAAAAUUAAUUAUUUUGCACUCGUUUGCUAGCCGCAACGAUGUCCGAUGACGACGAUAUACAGUACAUCAAGCGGCAGCGAACGCUGCACUAUGGAUCGCUCGAAGAAUCGGAACGCAAGCGGCAAAAUGCCGCGGCGUCUGGUGCAGCAACAACAACAACACCUGGAAUGCCGGCAUCGUCUGGGACAGGAGCAACAACAACUGGAACAGGCGGACAACUGGAAGACAUAGAUUCCGAUGAGGAUUACGAGGAGUCCACGAAAAAGGCAAGCAAUUCGAAGCAGGCCGGAGCACCUCCACCCACAGCCGCAACUCUGGCCAAUAAAAUUGACGAUGACUACUUCGAUCUGGAGAUGGAAAUGGAGCGCGACAAGGUGGCGCUCCUCGAGGAAUUUGAGCGGAAAAAGCGGGCACGACAGAUAAAUGUGUCCACCGACGACACGGAGAUCAAGAGCAAUCUGCGCCAGCUGAACGAACCCAUUUGCUAUUUUGGCGAAGGACCGGCGGAGCGAAGAAGACGUCUUAAGGAACUCUUGGCUGGAUUGGGCGAGAACGCCAUCAACAAGAGGCAGUACGAGGAGGAGGAGCGCAAGCAGCAACAGCGGGAGCAGGAUCAGGCCACCUGGUAUCACGAGGGACCCGAUAGUCUGCGUAUUGCUCGACUCUGGCUGGCGGAUUAUUCCCUGCCACGCGCCAAGGAUCGCUUGGUGCGAGCACGUGAGGCCCUUGAAGUGCCCAGCGCAACACGUGCCGGUCGGAUGGUGGAGAUGCAGAAGAAGCUCCAGUCGCUGGCUCCACUGUGCUCCCAGGUGGGUGACACACGGCCCGUGAGUAGUGCUGCCUUCAGUGAAGACUCCUCACUCCUUCUGACCUCCUCGUGGUCGGGUCUCUGCAAGCUGUGGAGCGUGCCCGAUUGCGAGCUGAAGCAGACGCUGCGCGGACAUGCCAGUUAUGUGGGUGGAGUGGCUCUGCGGCCGGGAGUCAAAGCGGAUGAGGAGAACGUGGUGGCCAUGGCUUCCGGUGGCCACGAUGGCGCCGUCAAGCUGUGGGGCUUCAACAACGAAGAGUCGAUUGCCGACAUCACCGGCCACAUGCCGCAUCGCGUCUCUAAGGUAGCCUUCCAUCCGUCCGGCCGCUUCCUGGCCACCGCCUGCUACGACUCCAGCUGGCGGCUGUGGGAUCUGGAGCAAAAGACGGAGGUGCUUCAUCAGGAGGGGCACGCAAAGCCGGUGCACUGCCUUAGCUAUCAUUCCGACGGCAGUGUUCUGGUCACCGGCGGCCUGGAUGCCUUUGGACGAGUGUGGGAUCUGCGCACUGGGCGAUGCAUCAUGUUUCUGGAGGGACACUUGGGCGCCGUUUUCGGCGUGGACUUUUCUCCAAACGGAUUCCACAUAGCAACAGGGUCCCAGGACAACACAUGUAAAAUCUGGGACCUGAGGCGACGCCAGCCGGUCUACACCAUUCCUGCGCACACCAAUCUGAUUUCGGACGUGAAGUACCAGCAGGAGUGCGGCAGCUUCUUGGUCACCUGCUCCUACGACUCGACCACCAAGAUCUGGUCCAACAAGACGUGGCAGCCGUUGAAGACGCUACAGGGCCACGACAACAAGGUCAUAUCGGUGGACAUCGCGCCCAAUUCGCAGUAUAUAGCCACGACCUCUUUUGACCGCACAUUUAAGCUGUGGUCGCCGGAUAGCUGAUUUUGAUACCAUUACUUUAUUGUACUCACCUGUGGGCGUACGCAGACAAUCUCCACUUGCGAUCUGCCCGCUGGGCACCACUUACUCAUCAACUGUUUUUGUUAUUUCAGAGACAAUAGCCCAAGACAGUUCAUGCAAACAUUUCAAGUUUUCGUUUUGUAUAACACAAUUUGUUGUUUUUGUUAGGCGAAAGGCAGAUGCAGCGAUGUUGCAUUUCGUAAAUUUAAGACUUUUUUAUUGAAAUUGUUAAUAAAAAUACAUUUUUGGUAGAGAA